Molecule: messenger RNA, 3466 nt
Organism: Sycon ciliatum
Lineage: Eukaryota; Metazoa; Porifera; Calcarea; Leucosolenida; Sycettidae
Product: cleavage stimulation factor subunit 2-like
Exons: 11
Coding region: 98-2788 (896 amino acids)
Biological process (GO): mRNA 3'-end processing
Cellular component (GO): mRNA cleavage and polyadenylation specificity factor complex
Molecular function (GO): mRNA binding
Source: RefSeq, a predicted model, not a curated record
CUUCUUGCAAGUGAAUUUUCUGGUUCAGUUCCAGUGAAUUGUUUGCUGUAAAUGUAAAAGUACAUGUAAUUCGAAUCUCCGCACUGCAUACUUAGCCAUGGAUGGUCGUUGGGGAGAUGGAGGUCCCCGGGAUCGUGGUGAACGUCAUGGCCGUAGAAGAGGCGGUGGGAAUGAUCGCUUUGACGACAGAGAAAGGUCUUUGCGCUCGAUUUUUGUUGGUAACGUUCCCUAUGAUGCAACUGACGAGGACCUGAUCACCUUGUUCAGCGAAGCAGGCCAUGUCGUUAACUUACGGAUGGUGAACGAUCGUGAGAGUGGCAAGCCGAAGGGAUUUGGAUUCUGUGAAUUUGAGAGUCCCGACAUUGCGCUGUCUGCGAUUCGCCUGCUGAAUGGCCGGGAAAUACAUGGCCGCCAACUGAGACUGGACAGUGCAGCCAGCGAGCGAGACCGCGACCGGGAGGAACAUACAUUCACUCGUAACCAGCCACCCCCUGGUACUAGUGUGGCCUCUGCUCCACAGCCAGUUCAGCAGCCUCCGUUUGUACCGCAGGCACCACCCAUGCACGGUGAUGCUGUCUCGCCCGAAGAUGCACCUGGUGCAAUCACGAAAGCGGUGGCCAGUCUCCCUCCGGAGCAGAUGUUUGAGCUGAUGAAGCAGAUGAAGGUGUGCAUAAAGAACAGUCCCGAUCAGGCUAGGCAGAUGCUGAUUCAGAACCCACAGCUGGCGUACGCACUACUGCAGGCGCAGGUCGUCAUGCACUUGGUCGACCCGCAAGUUGCCCAGUCUAUCCUAGUUGACGAUAUGGCUCAGGUGCAUACCGGCCGCGGGGAUCCAAUGUCUCCGAAACGAGCCCCGCCGUCAUCUGCGGCUGGGAAUUUUCCGUCCGGCACUGGUGGUGGUCGCGUGGCGAAGCAGGACCCGAUGGCAAUGGAUCAUGGGCCACCACCCGCUCAGUUACCACCCUCCCAUGGUUUACCCAGCUCCGGUGUAGGGCCAUCAUCUGAUCAUCGAGCAGCGGAGUCCAGAUCUGGACCACCGCCAUCGGGUAACACUAGGGAUUUCAGAGGACCCACACCCAUGGACACUCGAGGUCCUCCAAUGGACAGCCGAGGUCCCCCAAUGGACAGCCGAGGUCCCUCCAUGGAUAACCGUGGACCCCAUCCCAUGGAUAGCCGGGGUCCCCAUCCCAUGGAUAACCGUGGGACCCAGAAGGAUAAUCGUGGUCCGCCUAUGGGUGGACCCCCUCCCAUGGACAACCGUGGACCUCCUCCAAUGGACAACCGUGGACCCCCUCCAAUGGACAACCGUGGCCCUCCACCAAUGGACAACCGUGCUCCUCCUCCAAUGGACAACCGUGGCCCUCCUCCAAUGGACAGCCGUGGUCCGCCUCCAAUGGACAACCGUGGUCCCCCAAUGGAUAAUCGCGGUCCCCCGAUGGACAACCGUGGUCCUCCAAUGGACAACCGUGGUCCCCCAAUGGAUAACCGUGGUCCUCCAAUGGAUAAUCGCGGUCCACCGAUGGAUAGCCGUGGUCCUCCAAUGGAUAAUCGUGGUCCUCCGAUGGACAACCGUGGUCCUCCGAUGGAUAACCGUGGUCCCCCAAUGGAUAAUCGUGGUCCCCCGAUGGAUAAUCGUGGUCCUCCGAUGGAUAAUCGCGGUCCACCGAUGGAUAGCCGUGGUCCUCCAAUGGAUAAUCGUCGCCCAUCAAGCGAAAUGCAUGGACCCCGUAUGGAAAUGCGAGGUCCUGGCAGCGACUCGCAUGGUCCACGAGACCGAGACAGUCGCAGCAGUGUACCCAUGGACAAUCGUCCAAACACCGGCCCUGGUGUGCCGCAUGACAAGCGUGGCCCUCCCGCGAUGGACAUGAGAGUACCACCACCCAUGGACAGCCGUCCUCCGUCAUAUGGCACCACGCAUCCGCCAAUGGAAAGCCGGGGUCCGGCGUACGACAAUCGGCAGCAGCAACAACAACGCCCGCCGCCCAUGGACAACCCGUCGUCCAUGGCACCUCGCAGCCAGUCCCGGGACGGCCGGGCUGGCCCCGCAGCGGCAGCGGAGAGUGCCGAUCGAGCAGCAGCCAUGCCCCGUCCAGGUCAGUAUCCGUCAGGGCCCGAGUACCGUGGACCGUCGCGUGGCCCCCAGCGUCUGCAGGACGGCCCCCCGCUGCCGGUUAGCACCGUCAGCAACCCAGUGAGUAGUAGUAGUAGUGCUAACACUGGUCCACCGCCCGGUAUGGACCGUGGUGGUGAUCACAGAGCCCCACGUGCUGGUCCUGGUGCUCCUGGUGCGGGUCCUGGUGCUCCUGGUGCUGGUGGCGGUGGUGAUCCACGUAAUCAAGAUCCUCGCUCCAAUAUGCGGCCCGGCGCUCCACCUGACUACCGAAAGGGCGACGGCCACGCACAGCAGGCACCACCUCAGCUUGGCCCUCGGGGCGAAAGUCGCGGUCCACCGCCAUCUAGUUCUGCGCCUGGUUCUGUACGUGGCCCUCCCGGACUCCAAGGUCCACCUCCUGUUACGUCCAGUGCUCCCCCUGCUGCAGCGCCAGGUGGUCAGGAAGGACCACGCGGGCCUCGUCGAGGUGGCGAUAACUCUCGUCCGCCUGUGGCCCUGUCCGGUGCCUCUGCGGCGGUGGCGGCAGGUUUAACGGCAGGGGUAGGAGAUGACCAAGAGAAGGCACAGUUGAUAAUGCAAGUCUUGAACUUGACCGACGAGCAAAUUGCAUUGCUAUCCGCUGAUCAGCGACAGAGCAUUAUGUUACUACGGGAACAGCUUUCGACUGCAAAGUAAGACACACUGCUCGUUCAGGGCUGGCUUCUGGGUGGAAAGUUGUGGCAAAGAUUCACGUGGAGUUUGAGAAUUUUAUUCAUACGCACUGCUGUCGACGUCAAUGCCGGGACUUUUUUUGUGCGCAUCUUGCUUAUCUUCUGACGUCGUUCUCUCCUCCGUUGCACCGCGUUUUGAUCUAGUGUGGCACUGUGACGCGCACGAAAUGUGUCUCGUAUCUAGAACUCUCUGUCGUUCUUGUGUUUUUUUCCCUUUUUCUCUUGUGUUUCCCGGUUCCCUUUUGCUGCAUGUCGGGUGUAUUUACUCUUACCCCUGUCUGCUUGCUUUGUAAAUACUUCACUGUACAGCAUUGGAAAAAUCUGCGUUCAGAUACUAAUUAUUGUUAUUGUGUACUUCGAAAGAAGUACUCAGAAGCACACAUGCACGCCAAUCUUAUGUUCUCUUCAUUGUUUGUGUUUUGUGCUAGAUGUAAUACGUUGUAAUCUCUCGCCCAUUCUGAGUUUCAGUUCGACUGAUUGUACUGUCGUGUUUUCCUCUUUUUUGUUUGUUUGUUGGUUUUGUUCGCAAGACCCAAUGACUGCUGCUGCUGCUGCUGGUGGUUUCAAUGCUAUUCUACUGUAGAUCAUGUGUUCACUUACAUAGUGUUUAUAUUCAAUGUAACCAAGAGUACAUAAGUUAUUA